Messenger RNA from Siniperca chuatsi (mandarin fish), 4319 nucleotides. RefSeq names its product solute carrier family 7 member 3a (gene slc7a3a). Gene Ontology annotation, molecular function: amino acid transmembrane transporter activity. Gene Ontology annotation, cellular component: plasma membrane. NCBI's taxonomy places the organism in Eukaryota, Metazoa, Chordata, Actinopteri, Centrarchiformes, Sinipercidae. Gene Ontology annotation, biological process: transmembrane transport; amino acid transport. The transcript is spliced from 13 exons. The coding region runs from base 713 to 2656 and encodes 647 amino acids. The record is from RefSeq and is a predicted model, not a curated record.
UACUACGGGAAAGCACGCGAGCACACACGCAGAACACACGACGUUCUCCUUCACGUGCGUUCACUUUCUGACUCUUAAACAUUUUGUAGUCGUCUCUUUUUCGUAGUUUUUCUAGCUCUCCUAUAUGUUGACCAGCGGACUGCAACGUUAUCAGAAAGGUCAAGAUUUCUUACGUCUGUUCUUCCAUUCAUGAGUAGUCUAUGGUGGAAAUGUCCAACCCCGGUUGCGUCAGUUUGUUUAUCUUCCCGCCCCUCCCAGCUGAUGAAAACCGAACGCACUCACACAACCGAGCGGGAUAUUUCAUCAGCAACCACGACUAUAUCAUCUCUGCUCUUCGGUCUGUGCCCCAUACCAUAAUUAUCCAGAAGACAUUAAAGGCGACAUUGGCACCACGCGAGAACCGAGCAGAGCCACGUAGGUAGCUGGUGUUUUGGUGCCCUGACAGAUGGACUAUCAGCGAGAUGGACAGCUGAACUUUGCCCAGUUUGGUUGCCACUGCUCGUCUGCUGCAAAAUACUGUGACCACACACCUGCCACUUCCUGUUGGACCAAUACUAAACAAGUACUUGGUUUACCGACCCUUCUGCCCAAAGUACUUAUACUCUCAGUCCAGUCGCACAUGUUCUGUUUAAGUUGUGUCAAUCACAAACACCCACACUAGAAAGAUUUAAAACACAGCCUGGUUCAACACCCACACACAGUCACAGCAAAUAUGGCCAGCAAGCUGUCCAACUUUGGCAAAACCCUGCUGCGUCGCCGGGCAUUAAACGACGCUGGUGAAGAGUCCCAAUUCGCCCGCUGCCUGACUACCCUGGACCUUAUUGCCUUGGGGGUGGGUGCCACACUCGGUGCCGGUGUCUACGUUCUCGCUGGCGAGGUCGCUCGAGAGAAGGCAGGACCUGCUAUUGUCCUCUGCUUCCUCAUUGCUGCUCUGUCCUCCAUGUUGGCCGGCCUGUGCUAUGCUGAAUUUGGCGCCCGUGUCCCCAAAACAGGCUCUGCGUACCUUUACAGCUAUGUGACAGUUGGAGAAAUCUGGGCCUUCAUCACAGGGUGGAACCUCAUCCUCUCCUAUGUGAUAGGUACGGCCAGUGUGGCCAGGGCGUGGAGCGCAACCUUUGAUAAUCUUGUUGGGCAAAAGAUCUCUGACUUCUUUAAAGCCUUCAUGUCAAUGAAGGUGCCAGGGGGGUUGCUGGCAGAGUACCCCGACCUGUUCGCCCUCGUCCUCAUCCUGCUGCUCACUGGACUUCUGGCCUUUGGUGUCAGCGAGUCGGCGCUGGUGAAUAAGAUUUUCACAGGCAUCAAUCUGGUGGUUCUGGGCUUCAUUAUCAUCUCUGGCUUUGUUAAGGGGGACACAAACAACUGGAACCUGACGGAGGAAGACUACAUCAACUUCAUAAAUCGCACCAACAGCAGCAGGCCUUUGAAAGUUGAGGAGGAAUUUGGCGAGGGCGGUUUUGCUCCGUUUGGCCUCGCUGGAGUCUUGUCUGGUGCUGCCACCUGCUUCUACGCUUUUGUGGGCUUUGACUGUAUCGCCACAACAAGCGAAGAAGCAAAGAACCCCAUGCGCUCCAUACCUAUUGGCAUCGUGGCUUCGCUGCUGAUCUGUUUUUUUGCCUACUUUGGUGUGUCUGCUGCUCUAACCCUUAUGAUGCCGUACUACCAGCUGAACACCCAGAGUCCCCUACCUGAGGCCUUCACGUACGUCGGCUGGGCUCCUGCCAGAUACAUCGUGGCUGUGGGCUCUCUCUGCGCUCUGUCCACCAGUCUCCUAGGCUCUAUGUUCCCCAUGCCCCGGGUUAUCUACGCCAUGGCAGAGGAUGGUUUGCUGUUCCGGUUUCUGUCCAGGAUGAACGCUCGCACAAAGACGCCGCUCCUGGCCACCAUCGCUUCAGGCAUCAUUGCAGCUCUGAUGGCCUUCCUGUUCGACCUGGCAGCUCUGGUUGACCUCAUGUCCAUUGGAACUCUGUUGGCGUACUCUUUGGUGGCCAUCUGUGUUCUCAUCCUCAGGUACCAGCCAGGCAACCUGACUUCGUCCAGCCAGACGGAGAAACUGGUGGAGAUGGUGGAAGGGGAGAAGGUGGCCGUAAGUGGAGAGGACAGCGGUGACGACUACGGCAUGGAGGGGCCACUCCAAGAGACAUUCACCGCCAAGCUGCUCUUCUGCCCAAGUGGAAAGACCCCAACACAGAUCUCCGGGAACAUUGUCUACGCUACCACUGCUAUUAUUUCGGUUCUUAUCACUAUACUGUGCAUUAUCCUGGCCAACGGUCUCACAGAGCUGCUAGCCGGGCAUGCAAGCGUUGUGGUUCCCUGUGUCAUUUUGACUCUGCUCUGUGCCGUCUGCAUCAUCAUCAUCUGCAGGCAGCCCGAGAGCAAAGAGGCUCUCACCUUCAAGGUCCCUCUUCUUCCCUGGUUGCCCCUGUUUAGUGUUUUCGUCAAUGUCUAUCUCAUGAUGCAGUUGGACCUGGGUACAUGGUGCCGCUUCGCCGUCUGGAUGUUUAUCGGUUUCGCCAUCUACUUCUUCUACGGUAUUAAGAAUAGCAGUGAAGCUGCCAACCGGUCAUCCCCGCGCAAAUACGAGCCUGCACUGCAGGCCAAAAGCCCGAUUUACAAAGGCGCUCCUGACGAGAGUGACGUGGAAGCAGGCAGCCCCUGAUACAGACUGACAUAGACCUGGGGAGUGUUGCAGAGCAUUUACACUCUAUUUUGGCAAUCUAGUUGAACUGACCAGACCAGCCAAAUGCUGCAGUGUAGGCAGCCUGGAAUGCAGCUCUGGGUUUAAAGGAAGAAGAGACAAGGAAACGCUAUACACAUCUUACCUCUGACUUAGAGGCUGAUUAACUUGGAGGCUGAUUAACAUGAUGGCAAGACACUGUGACAGAGCCACUUUAUGACCCAUGUGUCUGUUUUAAUCUGUCUGUACUUAGACCUCUGGAGAUCUGCAUAUAACACAUGCUUUGAAUGGACCUAACUAACAAAGUACUGCGGUGCUCCUCAUGAAGUUCUGUUUCCUGUAAUCUGAAGCUGUUAAUCAGAUGAAUGUUACACUUCAAUUGUUUUCGUCUUUGCUUCCUCUCCGUUGUUAGUGUGCUGUAGCUGUGUGUGGAAUCGCCUGGCCACUAGGGGUGAAUAAGAACUACUGUGUACAUCACUAAAAAAAAUUGACUGAGUUUACGAUCGUCAAGACACUUGGCUCAGUGAGCUAGACUUCAAAACAGUAUAAGAAACAUGAAUAGCUUUCAGUAGGUGUAGUAACAUCUAGUUUAUUGGUCCUGGUUUAUUGCACCAGCCUGUGUGUGUGUGUGUGUGUGUGUGUGUGUGUGUGUGUGUGUGUGUGUAAACAGGGUAGCACUGAAGCCGUAUGGUUUUGUGUCAGUCAGGGCCUCAGUGCAGUUUGGUCAAGUAGUACAUGGUUGACAUGUUUUGUUUUUUGUUUUUCACCUUUUAUUUAUUCAGGGGGGAGUUUCACAGAGAGCAUUGUCUCCUUUUUCACAAACGCCCUGAUCACAUUCAAACGGUUACAUAUUCACACCUGGAAGCUGUCCAGUACUGCUAGCCGCUGAGCAGCUCCACUGGAGUGGCUAGGGUUAAAGGCCUUGCUCAAGGGCACCUUAGUGGUGGAAAUGAGGGAGGGGCAAGCACCGCUUUUUUCACCUUCCCCACCCAGAUUUAUCCUGCCAGUCCGGGGCCCAACAACCUUCGGGUUACAAGCUUGCUUCUCUAACCUUUAGGCCACCAUAGAAUUGUUUGUUUGGGAUAGCUUUCUUUUUUCAUUUUGCCUUUCCAUAUCAAUCUCAAUCAAUUAAAAUGCUUUUUAUAUGUAUUUUAAUCAUUAUAUGUACAGAUUUUAGUGUGCUGAUCUUUUUGUUCUCCCUUGUUGCUUCCACAAUGUUUUUAUUUUUAUUUUUUAUUUCUUUGCUGCAAAUGUCUUGCAUCAUCAAUUGAUUUAAUUGUGAUAAUCCUGACCAAAUGAACGUGUUUUUGGAAACUUGAGUUUCCAAAACAAAGAAUGACCACUAAAAGUAUCUAAAUUGUUUUAAAAAUGUUUAUUGUAUCUUUUCUUGCUUGCUUGCCAGUGAUGGACCCCUGUGAAGGGUUCAUUUCUCAUUAAAAGGUUAUGUGAUGUGGCUCUUCACACCCAGCCCUUUUGCCUUUUUUAAUAAAAAAUCAUCUCCCCUCUCAAUGCUAUGCAUUAACAGCAAUGACCUAUUUUUGUUUUUCUGUUUUAUAUCCUGUACAUAUGGCUAUCAUGUAUAAAACAAACUGUAUUUUAAAUGUUUUUUGUUUGUUUUUUUUAAUAAAAAAUGAUUCAUGCUUCA